This is a messenger RNA of Didymodactylos carnosus, 1431 nucleotides long. The record is from the annotation of a GenBank genome assembly. Lineage: Eukaryota; Metazoa; Rotifera; Eurotatoria; Philodinida; Philodinidae.
AUGUAUGCUAGCGGUACUGAAUCAAAUUUGAAUCCAGAUAUUGAAGUAAUUAGCUCGCCAAAGGGCGCUGGUGGUCGAACACGUGACGAGAUAUGGGUAGAUUUUGAUGAUUAUGGUGAUGCUAAAACAACUGGGCAUAAAAAAUGUAAAUGUAAAUAUUGUAAUACCACAUUUCAAUAUGCAAAAUUACCGAUGAUGUAUCGGCACAUCUCACAUGAAUGUGAACACAUAUCAAGUAUCAAUCCAAAUGGUCUAAAAGAAAUACUUGUCAAGUUAAACAGUAGCACAACUGAUACUAGUAACAGUAAACGCCUGAAAGCCCAUCAUUUAACAUCAACAGCAGCAUCGACAUUGUCUAAAUCAUUGAUAACGACGACACCAAAAUGCGGUAAACAAUUGAACAUGGAUCAAUUCGGCACACGUACUAUUUUACCAAGUGAAAAACAAUCAAUCGAUCAAACAUUAGUUCGAGCAUUUGUUAUGAAUGGAAUGUCAUUUAUGACUAUUGAUAAUAUUUUUUUCAAAGAAUUUUUACUUAAAUCCUAUACAGAUCAAGCUGGACGUUCAUUAUAUGAAUUUAACGCAAUCACUGAAUCUAGAAAAUGUAUCGUUCUAGCAUUAAAAGAUCUUAGUUCACACUCUCAUACAGCGAUAUUUCUGCAUGAUGAAUUAGAAAGUGUACUAAAAAAAGUAUCAGUAAAUUGUGAUGUUAAUUCAAAAGUUCGAGCCAUUGUCACUGAUAAUCCAAAUGUUAUGAAGCCUAAUGUUAUUAAACAUUCAUAUGCGACCAGAAUAUUAUCUCGAUUAUCAAUCGUCACGACAUAUUUUAAUCAGUCACACCAGUCAAAAACACAGUUGAAAUUUGAAGCCAAACGAAUGAAGGCCAAAAAGGAAACAUUAGAUAUGGUCGCUGAUACUCGUUGGACUACUGUUCCGGAUAGUCUACAUUCGUUUUUAUUGUUACGAAUUCCAUUAUUAACAAUCGUAACUGAAAAUGAUGAGCGGCUACCACAAAAAGUUAAAACAGUUGUUAAUGCAAGAAAUUUUUUUUAUGAAAUAGAAAAUUACACAGAUUUAAAGAAAACAUAUUCAAAACUGAUUGGUAUCUAUACAAGCUAUGAUUCUCUGUUUCAAAUGUUAGAAAAACAAAUUCGUUCAUUAUUGGGACAUUUAUCAAUAUUUAAACUAUUUAAUGAAAAUAAUAAAUCAUUUCGAGAUUUGGAGCAAGAUGGUAUCGAUUAUGCAUGGUAUCAACUUUUACGUGAUGCACUCAUAAUGCUUGGAUUAUCUUAUAUGAUUAGGAAACGUUUUAAUGAAGCUUUGAAAUAUUAUAAUAAAUUAUUAGAAAUGCAAGAACAACAUAAAGAUUUAUUUGAAAUUGACGAUAAUGAUCGUAUGGAUAAUGUACGGAUGAAUGCCAAUAUUGGAUAA